GUACUAUCUCCGGUAUGUACUACGGAUUUCUCUGUCCUUAAUCUUAUCCCUCAAUCUUAUUAUCCCUCAAUCGUGUAACUUCCGCAUCCGCGCCCAGGUCCUGAGGGCUCACCUAUUAUAAGAGCCGCACAGACGAUGGGGCCUUGGUAGCCUUUGGCAAGUGAUCGCCCCCUCAAGGAAACUCAGUCUAUGACUCGAUACGGAAAGUGUCCUCGAUUGUCUGAAUAAUGGCAUCAUUUAGAUCUAAACUCAAUGUUCAUUACUCCACGAACAUAUUCUGUUUCGCAAACACUAGAUCAGGGUGUCGUCUCUGCCAACAGCACAAGUACUCUCGAAUUUCAUACACUUCAGGGGUGGCGUGUUUCUGGCCGUGCUCAGAAUAGGACUGGUGAAAUGCUCUUAGUUCACCAGGCUGGCAGUGUUCGUGUGGGCGAGGUAGCCCGAUACACAUUAACAUAUACACCAGCGAUGGAUAAUAUCCGUCCACCCCUGGAGAAACUAUACGUCAAGAUUAAGAACACGACCCCCAUCCCAUUGAGAGCUGCGUAUCUUCACGGCCCAUAUUCCUUCUACGCCUCAUGCUACCCAUCCACAUUCGAUCCUAAUGUCCGAGCUGUUCAUGACAACUCUGAAGCAAACCCACAGUAUGAACCCUACCUCAAAGCAGGAGGUACUUGGUAUGCCACUAUACCCCUACCGCAUCAUUCGCCACGAUUCCGAAGGGAGCUCAGUAGAGGGGAAGUGUCGGAAAAUGAUCGGAGUGUUACCUGGAUCAUCGAGAUCAUCUCACAGGUGGUGUUCUCCAGCACCGCAUCCGUCAGCUUCGAGCUCUCAGUCGGCCGUGAUGAGGUGUCGGUGGAUCUCUUGUCCACAGCUAGCAGUUCCUUGGUCGGCAGAUCAAGACCUGCUCAAUUGAAGGAUCAUUGGUCACCUGAGUCAAAGGGCAGGCAAGUUCUGGCGGAGAAGGGCGUCUAUUCUCGAGCGAUUGCGCUGCGAGUUGAUGAUACAGCCAGUCUUUGGAACACACCACCACUCCCCUCGUUUGACCACAGGAGAGGAGAAGAAGAGAAUGGUGAAUCUAUCAGAGAUGCGGUCGCCGCGGAAUCGAAACAGGUUCAUCUUGUUGUGUUGACUCAUGGUUUGCACAGCAAUUUAGGUGCGGAUAUGCUUUUCCUCAAAGAGAGUAUCGAUGCUGCUGUCACGACAACCAAGUCAACAGCUGAGGGUAAUUCCUCAAGUGGUGGCGCAAGCCAACGCGUAGAGCGACUCUCGCCAGACUUAUGCGGGGAAGGUGAACAAGUUAUAGUAAGAGGAUUCGCUGGAAAUGCAGUCCGCACAGAGCGUGGUAUACAAUACCUUGGCAAGCGUCUCGCGAAGUACGUUCUUCAGAUGGCGCAUAUGGAUCCUUCGAAUCGUGCAACAAAAACGGCAUCUCGCACCGAACAGUUCCCUCAUCGCAACCAGCCCGCCGAGACAAUAUCAGAUCCUUCUCACCCUUCUUGCGUAAAGACGUCUCAGUCAGCUUGCGAAGCUUGCGCUUACCAGAUAACCAGCAUAAGCUUCAUAGGGCACUCGCUCGGGGGACUUGUUCAAACAUAUGCCAUUGCAUAUAUUCAAAAGCACUUCCCCACUUUUUUCAACGAAAUAAAACCGAUCAAUUUUGUAACUCUGGCGACGCCUUUUCUGGGUCUCAGCAACGAAAAUCCCAUCUAUGUUCGAUUUGCUUUGGAUUUAGGUCUCGUUGGUCGGACUGGGCAAGAUCUUGGUCUCACUUGGACAGCGCCUAAAGUUCGGAGCGGCUGGGAGGCUCUGAUUGGCGGAAGAGGGGAUUCUAGUCAGUCGCAAGGAUACGCUGACGCUCGGUCGAAACCACUUCUAAGAAUUCUUCCUUGUGGGCCUGCGCAUGAAGCUCUUGCAAAAUUCCAACGUCGCACGCUAUAUGCUAACGUGGUUAAUGAUGGAAUCGUGCCUUUGCGGACGUCCUGCCUCCUUUUUCUCGAUUGGCGAGGUCUUGAAAGGGUCGAGAAAGCAAGAAGGGAAAACGGUCUCGUGGGCACAAUGGCCGAAUGGGGUUGGGCGGAGUUGACCGGGGCUAAUUCGAAAUCUCCUCGGUCUCGGACAAAUGCCGAAGAACUGGCUGAUGAUGGUGAGGCUCUAAACGACUCCAAGCCAGCUUGGCAUGUGCAGGCGAAUUCUUCGUCAGAAAUCAACAGCAACACCGCUGAUGAUCCUGGUUCGCCGUCGACCAGUCAGUCCGCAAAUAGGCGUCCAUGCCUUCCUGCCUUAGAUACAAUUGAAGGUCCCAUGGAAGGAAAGUCUCUGGCCGAAUUGCAUUCUCCUAGUCCUUUAACCAGGUUAUUCUCGUUCAUUCGCCCAAAGGAGAUAGACGGACCGUCUGCGAGGCGAAGGCACGAUAAGAUAUAUAAGCGCAGUCAGACAAUCGCAACGCCCGAGGAAGUGUCACGCAACCACCUAAUUCAUGCUACCCAUUCUCAGGAAACGUUUGCGAGGGGCCAGGCCCACGAAUACGAGCCUUUUUCUCCCCCUAAAACAACUUUUUUCGAGUCGGCAAGUGAUCUCCUCAUGCCCCCUUUGCCUCCACUUGAAUUUAUUCUCGAUCCUGCGUCGAGACCUAGGACCAUAUUUCAUGAUCGCAUAUAUCAUCCCAGUGAUAUACCACCCCCAGUGGCUGCUAAGCGACGAACAUUUACACUCGGCCCCUCGCAGAGAAGGUCGACAAAUCUCGCGCCAGAAUCUUUGGAACAUACCUCACACAGAAUGCGUGAUAAUAUUAGCGAAGCCCAGAGUGGCCUUCGAGUUGAAGAGAAGAUAGCCAGGGCUUAUCAUCGAGAUUUAUCUUGGCGCAAGGUCCUUGUACGUCUUGAGCCCGAUGCACAUAAUAAUAUCAUCGUGCGGAGAAUGUUCACCAAUGCGCACGGUUGGCCUGUUGUGCAGCACCUUGUCGAAACCCACUUUAGACAUAUAGAACCACUUCAGGCGGGCCGGUUGAGGUCCGGGAGUCACCCAAACCAAGCCUGUUUUGAGGAGGUUUCUCACGAAGCUUGA
Messenger RNA from Aspergillus saccharolyticus JOP 1030-1, 3066 nucleotides. RefSeq names its product lipase ROG1 family protein. The coding region runs from base 253 to 3066 and encodes 937 amino acids. Gene Ontology annotation, molecular function: monoacylglycerol lipase activity. The transcript has 4 exons. Lineage: Eukaryota; Fungi; Ascomycota; Eurotiomycetes; Eurotiales; Aspergillaceae. The record is from RefSeq and is a predicted model, not a curated record.